UUUAAGACUCAUUUGAUUAGGAUGAAGCGUCAUCGAGUCUCUACAAUAACACAUUUUUUUAAAAAGUGUUCAAAAACAGUUGAAGAAAAUGAUUAUGAUAAAGAAAUUAACGUAGACGACCCUGGUAUUUUCGAGAUUCCGUCAAAACAAACGACAGUUGAAGACAAUGAAAACAGAAACAAACAAUUAGAACAAUUAGCAUUAGAAAUCAUCCCCAUUUAUUCAUCUACAUCACUACCCAUAACAGAAACAAAAACCUCUAAAGUUAAUAUUUAUUUAACUGAACAAUUUAUUCCCAAAAAUGAUUUUGUAUUCCCUAAAACAAAUGGAAGAUCAUGUCAGUUGAAAUGGUUCAAUUCGUUUAGUUGGCUUCAUUAUGUGAAAGAAAAAAAUGUUGUUUUAUGUUAUCCGUGUGCUUUGGCCAGUCAAACUAAAAAAACAAAAAUAAAAAUUCAUGGGCAAGAAUCGUUUAUCGAUACUGGAUUUCAAAAUUGGAAGAAGGGCACUGAGCGGUUUUCUAUACACGAAAAAAGUGAAAACCAUAGAGCAUCAAUAGAAUAUUUAAAUUUUCGUAACAACAAGCGUCCUGUUAUAUCUUUAAUUACUGAACAGUCUUUAAAUGAACAAAAAGAAGCUCGUACAGUAUUUAAAAUUGUUAUUAGCUCUAUUCGUUACUUAGCUCGUAGCGGUCAAGCUAUUCGUGGUGGUACAUGGGACUCUGGAAACUUAAUUUAUUUAUUACAAGAGCGUUCACUUGAAAAUCCUGCACUAAAAAUUUGGCUUGAAAAACGAAACAAUUGGUUAAGUGGGGAUAUUCAAAAUGAGUUACUUGAAACUAUGGCGCAUUUUGUUUUACGGAAGAUUAAAAAUUCAGUUCUAAAAAGUCCAUUUAUGGCCAUAAUGGCUGAUGGCACUACAGAUAUUUCUGGUCAGGAACAGUUUAGCAUUUGUUUUCGUUUUUUAAAUACAAUUUCUUUAAAUAUAAACGAAAUUUUUGUGGGAAUGUAUAAUCCUCCAAGUGGAAAUGCUGAAACAUUAUUUUCUUGCAUCAAUGAUUUAUUGACACGUAUGUGUCUUAGUUUUGAAAAUGUUAGAGGACUUUGUUUUGACGGAGCGGCAACUAUGUCUGGUCAUAUAAGUGGAGUACAAAAGCGAAUUUCUGAUGUACAACCUAAAUCUAUAUUUAUCCAUUGUUCAAAUCAUUCAUUGGACUUAGCAUUGAGUGAUACUAUUAAAACUGUAGAUUUUGCUAAUGAUGCUCUAAAUUUAAUCAGAUUUGUAAGCAAUACAAUCUUAGAUUCAUCAAAACGCAAAAACAUAUUUUCUGGUAUUGUUCUUUCGACUAACUUAGAUGAAGAAAAUGACUAUACAACUGAAAAUAUACCAGGCAUUAUUCCUUUUUGUCCUACAAGAUGGACAGUCCGAGUAAAAGCAGUUAAUAGAUUUAUAGAAAAUUAUGAAAGGGUUCUUUUAACAGUACAGGAAAUUUUAAAAGAUUCAAAUUCAAUUAGUAAAGAUAGACGUGCAGCUCUCCGCGGAUAUGAGACGAAACUUUGGAAGUUUGAAACUGUUUUUGCUCUGGAAUCUUUGUCUUUAAUUUUGGGUCCAUGUGAGCAGUUAGCUAAAGCUUUGCAAAAUAUAUCAUACACUGCUAUCGGAGCCAAACAUUCAUCAGAAUUGUUAAUAAAAACUCUAACAUCGUUACGUAAUGAUGAUGUUUUCAAUGAUACUUGGAAUAAAACCAAACAAUUGGCCGUACAUCUUAACCUUACAAUGCCGAAAAAUCCUAGAGUUUGUAAGCCCCCCGCCAAGCUUGAAUAUUCAACUACACGCACACCUCCAGCCAACAUCAACAAAAAAGUUGCUUUAAGAAAAGAAUUUUUUGCUUUAAUUGAUUGUUUGUUGAACGAAUUAAAUGAAAGAUUCACUCAGUCUGGGUUAGACAAAGUAGUAUCAAUGGAAACUAUUUUGAUUCGUUCAAUCAAUAGAGAUAAAAUUGAAAUAAGUGAAAUAAAAAAACUUCUCGGUCUUCACGUAACUGAUUUUAAUGUAGAUCAAUUAGCUGCUCAAUUAAUAAUGCUUCCCAAUAUUUUAAAUUCUGAUAAUCCCUCAGCAACAAUAAAAUAUAUUGUUGAAAUAUUUAAAAUAUUGCCAGAAACGUCACGUCAAUUGAUGAACCAAGUUGAACGGCUUAUUAUACUGUUAUACACAAUACCUGCAGCAUCAGCCACACCAGAAAGGUCAUUUAGUGGGCUCAGGCGUUUAAAAACCUAUACACGUUCAACUAUGAGUCAAAAGCGUUUGACUCAUUUAUUACUAUUACACUUAAACCAAACUAUUUUGUAUGAGAUUUCCUUGGAUGAUAUCCUAAAAGAGUUCAUUAGCCGUACAGCAGAGAGAAAAAGUGUAUUUGGUAAAAUGUAAAUUAUUCAUUAAAAUUUAAACUGUAUAUUAUAUUUAUUAAUAUUGUAUAAUAAAAUAUAGUUAUGGGAUUUUUGUUUAAAGAUUGUACAACAAAGAAACUGUGCAUGUGAAAAAGUUAAUUACAACUGUAAUUUGUAUUGUUAAUAAAUUUUUAUACCUACAUGAUUUGAAUUUGUUUAAUAAAUAUUUGUAAGAAAAAAAUUUAAUUAUACCUUCCUUAUUAUUAUUAAUUAUACCUAUUCCCAGCAUAGGUGGUGUAAAAAUUGGGGAGAGGUGAAGAUUAAGCACCAAAAAUUAAACAACACUAUUUUUGCUCUUAUGCCCUCUAGAAUAAAGCUUAAAAUAUUUUGCCCCCACAGCAAAAAAAUCGUUCCG
Molecule: messenger RNA, 2799 nt
Organism: Myzus persicae (green peach aphid)
Lineage: Eukaryota; Metazoa; Arthropoda; Insecta; Hemiptera; Aphididae
Product: zinc finger MYM-type protein 1-like
Exons: 3
Coding region: 22-2424 (800 amino acids)
Molecular function (GO): protein dimerization activity
Source: RefSeq, a predicted model, not a curated record